AUGUCAUAUUUAUUUUUCGAGCUUGAUGAUCCAUUAAAUCCAUCCACUUUAAAUAAUCUAGAAGAAAAAAGUUAGUAUGAGGUUUGUGAUUAAUAAGAGAGAGAGAAAGGGUAUUCUAGCUAUGACUCCAUACAAAAUUAGAACUAAUAAAAUAAAAGUCAUCAAGAAGCAAAGAAUAUCCCAAAAAAUAUGGGAGUACUUAUUAAGAAUUACUUUAGUAAUUAUUAUUUUAAUUUUUAGUCAAUAAUUACAAAGAUUUAGCCAGAUAGAAUAUUACUAUAAAAAAGUUUAUAAGCAAAGUUAACAGCAAAAAGAACUACACUCGAAAAGAUCUGAAGGUCCUCUUCUCUAAUGAGCAGGCCAGAUUCAUUUGCAAAGAAUAUUUCUCCAGUUUCUAAAUCAUUAAGGAUAUACUGAAGUCUACGAAGAUAAGCGAUUCUGAAGUGGUUCUAAAGUAUGUCAAAAAGCUAUUCAUUGGUACUCAAGAUCCGUAAUCCCUCUCCUCUCUAAAAUAUUCAAAUUAUGAGUUUUGA
Messenger RNA from Paramecium octaurelia, 533 nucleotides. NCBI's taxonomy places the organism in Eukaryota, Ciliophora, Oligohymenophorea, Peniculida, Parameciidae. The record is from the annotation of a GenBank genome assembly.